Molecule: messenger RNA, 2420 nt
Organism: Chiloscyllium plagiosum (whitespotted bambooshark)
Lineage: Eukaryota; Metazoa; Chordata; Chondrichthyes; Orectolobiformes; Hemiscylliidae
Gene: ptchd1
Product: patched domain containing 1
Biological process (GO): cognition; chemical synaptic transmission
Cellular component (GO): plasma membrane; synapse
Source: RefSeq, a predicted model, not a curated record
UGUGCUUUUCCAGCAACACAUUUUCAGCCAUGAAUUGCAUUCAUCUGUGACACGGAUUCAGGUGCCAAUGUUGGGCUUCAACUAUUCAUUUGCACACAUGUGUAUUCUAAAAGACAACAAGAUGUGCGCCCUGGAUGAUAUUGUGUAUGUGCUGGAGGAGCUGAGGGCUGCAUGGACUGUCAAUGGCACAGGGAUUGUCAUCAACUACCCAAAUACCUACCUUAAAGAUGGCCAGGAGGUGUUUAUUGGGCACCAGCUUGGAGGUGUUACUCUGCAGAACAAGAAUCGGGUGAAAUCUGCUCGCGCGAUACAGAUCACCUAUUACCUGCAAACACGCAACUCCUUGAAUGAUUUGGUGGCGGAAAAAUGGGAAUCGGCUUUCUGCAAAACCAUUGAGAAUUUCCAAAAAUCUCACAAGGAGCUGAAACUCUAUCCGUUUACAUCGUCUUCACUGAAGGAAGAUUUUCAAAAGAGUAGCCAGGUUUCAGAGUGGUACCUGGUGACUAGCCUGCUGGUGGUUUGGCUACUGGCCAUGCUGUGCUGUUCCAUGCAAGACUGUGUUCGCAGCAAGCCGUGGCUUGGACUCCUUGGCUUAGUGACAAUGGCACUGGCCACCCUCACAUCAGCAGGGAUUAUCAACUUGAUGGGAGGGAAGUACAACUCUACCUUUCUGGGAAUUCCGUUCAUUAUAUUAGGACAUGGACUCUACGGCAUGUUUGAAAUGCUCUCAUCGUGGAGGGAGACCAUGGAGGAUCAGCAUGUGAAGGAGAGGAUUGCCAAUGUGUACGCUGACACCAUGCUGCCCAUUACACUCACCACUGCCAUGUACAUGGUGACGUUUGGCAUUGGCGCCAGUCCCUUCACCAAUAUAGAAGCAGUGAAGGAGUUCUGUGUGAACACAUGCAUAUCCGUGCUUUUUAACUACCUCUACCUGAUGGCAUUCUAUGGCUCCAAUCUGGUCUUCACUGGUUACUUAGAAAAUAAUUACCAGCACAGUCUCUUUUGUAGAAAAGUGCCCAAACCAGAUGAUCUGCAAGCAAAACCAGCCUGGUAUCGGUUUAUCAUGAUGUCCAAGUUCAGUGAGGAGGCAGCCAGCUCAAACGACACAAGCCCCUAUGAAAGUCAGUUCUUGCUUUGGUUUCUGAAGCAGUAUUAUUGUGAUUGGAUUACAAACACUUACGUCAAGCCUUUUGUGGUUUUGUUUUAUCUGGUUUAUAUCUCCUUUGCCUUAAUGGGCUACCUGCAGAUCAGUGAAGGUCUGGACCUCAGCAAUGUGGUGGCCACUGAGUCUCGAACUGUCUCUUAUAGCACCGUCCAGCAGAGAUACUUCAGUAGCUAUAGCCCCGUCAUUGGCUUUUAUAUUUAUGAACCCAUUGAAUACUGGAAUGCCAGUGUCCAGGAGGAUUUGUUAGAAAUCACCGGGGGCUUUGUCAGAAUUUCUUGGUUCGAAACAUACUUAAAUUACCUUAAAAAAUUGAAUGUUACCCCUCCAGUGUCUCGUAGCUACUUCCUAGAGACCCUGCGGAAUUCCUUCCUAAAGACGCCACAGUAUUCCCAAUUCUCCGAUGAUAUCAUACUGGUGAGGAAGGUCAACAAUGAGCUGGAGGUGGUGGCCUCACGCAUGUAUCUCGUGGCCAAGACAGCAGAGAACACCAGGGAAGAGAUUUAUGAUCUGCUGGAGACACUGAGGAAACUGUCCCUGACCUACAAGGUGAAAUUUAUGAUUUUCAACCCGUCGUUUAUAUACAUGGACCGGUAUGCUUCAUCGGUGGGAGCACCUCUGCAGAACUCGUGCAUCAGUGCUCUGUUUGUCCUCUUCUUCUCCGGUUUCUUGGUGGUGAACCCUCUGCUGAACGUCUGGCUCAGUCUGACCGUGGCCUCAGUGGAGUUUGGAGUCGCUGGCUUUAUGAGCCUAUGGGAUGUAGAACUGGACUGUAUCUCCGUCCUCUGCUUAAUUUACGGGAUAAACUACACCAUCGACAACUGUGCACCGUUCCUAUCGACGUUUGUCCUGGGUAAAGACCUGACAAGGACGAAGUGGGUUAAAAAUGCUUUGGAACUGCAUGGAGUGGCCAUUUUGCAGAGCAACUUUUGCUACAUGGUUGGUAUAAUCCCCCUUAGUUCGGUGCCUUCGAACCUGAUCUGCACACUAUUCAGGUGUCUGUUUCUUAUAGCCCUUUUCACCUUUCUCCACUGCUUUGCCAUUCUGCCCGUGCUCCUGACCUUUGUUCCGCCUUCCAAGAAGCAGGCGGAGAGGAAGAGCCCAGAAAACCACAGUGAGGUCGAGUGCAUGGAAAUGGUGGACUUGGAUGGCACCCGGGUGGUUGACCACAUCACCUCAGUCUGAUUGGCGCAAUGCAGCCAGGCGAUGCGGAGAGACGGAGAGAGAGAAAAAGACAAAGAGAUGGGGGGGAGUUCAU